Messenger RNA from Sinocyclocheilus anshuiensis, 1775 nucleotides. RefSeq lists its product as uncharacterized. NCBI's taxonomy places the organism in Eukaryota, Metazoa, Chordata, Actinopteri, Cypriniformes, Cyprinidae. The transcript has 2 exons. The annotation marks the transcript as partial. The record is from RefSeq and is a predicted model, not a curated record.
GAUCCUUGCCCCCUUCGACAACAUGGUCGCUGGUGGUGAGUCGACCGCUGCGGUUGUGUGGUCAGAUGAGCUCCUCCAGUGUUUUCAUAGGGCUCAGCAGGCGUUAUCUACUAGUUGCGCUGUAACAAUACCACGACCUGAUGAUCAACUUUGGAUUGUCACCGACGGUGCUCUUAGGGAUCCAGGGCUAGGCGCGACAAUGUAUGUUACGAGGGGGGAAAAGUUGUUGAUCGCCGGACACUUUAGCGCUAAGCUUCGCAAAAAUCAGAUCAAUUGGCUUCCGUGUGAGAUUGAGGCCCUAGCUAUAGCCGCUGCUCUGAAGCAUUUUGGUCCAUAUAUUACUCAGUCAUCACAGAAGGCGUGUGUGCUCACUGACAGUAAACCAUGCGUACAGGCCUUUGAGAAGCUGUGUAGGGGGGAAUUUUCUGUGAGCCCACGUGUUACUACUUUCUUGUCUACUGCAAGCCGCUUUCAGGUCUCAGUUCGUCAUGUUGCUGGGGCUGCUAUUCUCCCUUCAGAUUAUGCUAGCCGCCAUGCUGCACAAUGUGACAGUCCGGCAUGUCAGGUGUGUAGCUUCGUCCGUGAAUCCAUGGUCUCUGUCGUGUGCCGUACUGAUGUUGCCGACAUCUUGCGGGGAGCUCAGAAGUUGCCCUUUGCCAAUAGGGCCACAUGGGUGUCUAUUCAGGCUGAGUGUCCAGACCUCCGCAGGGUACGCGCACAUCUUCGGCAGGGUACACGCCCUUCCAAGAGAGUUACCAAUGUCAAAGAUGUGAAACGGUAUUUAAAUACUGUUACCUUAGCAAGGGAUGGGCUGUUAGUUGUGCGGCGUGACACACCACUGUCAAACACUACCGAAUGCAUCGUUGUUCCAAGCUCAGUACUGCAUGGGUUGCUUAUGUCAUUGCACAUUAGGUUAGACCACCCCUCGGCUCACCAGUUGAGACUUGUCGUUGGCCGGUACUUCUACGCGCUGGACUUGGAUUCAGCCAUCCAGCUUACCAGUAAGGGAUGUCACCAAUGUGCUGCACUGACUAAGUCUCCUGUGUUCGCAGUGGAGCAGUCCAGCUGUGAUCCACCUGAGAGGGUUGGGUCUACUUUUGCAGCUGACGUGCUUAAACGUGAGCGCCAGCUCAUCUUAGUCGUUCGUGAGCGUGUGACAACCUUUACAUCUGCAUUGUUAAUUGAUGACGAGCGGAAGGAAACGUUGCGGGAUGGUAUUUUACGCUUGUGUAUUGGCCUUCGUCCGCUUGAUGGCCCCUUUGCUAUAGUUAGAACUGACCCAGCACCAGGUUUUUCAGCACUGGCCAAGGACACAGUGUUUGCUCAACACAGGCUGGCCAUUGAGGUUGGCGAUGCUAAAAAUAUCAACAAAAAUCCGGUGGCCGAAAAGGCCAUCCAGGAGCUACAGGGCGAGAUUUUGCGACUAGAACCACACUGUGGGGUCGUCACCCCCUUACUAUUGUCUGUAGCUGUUGCUCGGUUAAAUAGCCGUAUUCGGUCACGUGGCAUGUCAGCCCGUGAGAUGCUGCUGCAGCGUGAUCAGUUCUCUCUCGAACAGUUACCGGUGCAUGACCGGGAACUGAUUGCGUUUCAGCAUGCACAAUGCCUGGCUAACCACCCCCACAGUGUUAAAGCUAAAGCUCCACUGAGUCGGGGUGCACCUAGCCUUGAUAUUUGCCCUGUCGACCUUGUGUAUUUGUAUAGCGACCGUAACAAGUCACGAGCUCGAAGCAGCUAUCUUGUGCUUAGUUCAGACGGGAUGUGGUGCAACGUCC